Molecule: messenger RNA, 591 nt
Organism: Miscanthus lutarioriparius
Lineage: Eukaryota; Viridiplantae; Streptophyta; Magnoliopsida; Poales; Poaceae
Source: the annotation of a GenBank genome assembly
AUGGAGGUUGCUCCUGGGCUUGUGUACCGCAUGGAUUACUUGGAGAAGAAUAUUGACUGGCUUGAAGAAAAACUGAAGCCUCUUAUUGAAGAUCACUAUCUGUUAUUUGAUUUUCCGGGGCAAGUGGAACUUUUCUUCCUUCACUCAAAUGCAAGAAGUGUUAUUAAUAAACUCAUAAAAAAGAUGGACUUGAGGCUGACUGCUGUGCACCUUAUCGAUGGCCAUUUAUGCUGUGAUCCUGGAAAUAUUUAUUAUUCAUCUUAUUCAUUGGCAGCAUUCAACCUUGACUUGUACACUGAUGUCCAAGAUCUUUCUUAUUUGCAAUAUCAUCUUGAGCAGGAUCCUCGCUCAGCCAAGUACAGGAAACUGACUAAGGAGCUCUGCAAUGUGAUUGAUGAUUUUGGUUUAGUCAAUUUUUCAACUUUGGACAUCCAGGACAAGGAAAGUGUUGGCAAUCUUGUGAAGCUGAUUGACAAGAGCAACGGAUAUAUAUUUUCUACUAUUGACAGUAGUGCUGUUGAGUUAGCAAAAUUGCGGCGGCACCUCUUGAUUGGGACUACUACAGAUAUCCUUUACUGGUUCUUCUUUUAG